AUGUCGUCGCCGGCCUGUUCGUUCUUAUCGGCGUUUCGCCUCCCAGGCUCCGCCAGCGCUGCGGGAGAUUUUUCAGAUGGGUCCCUGGCCUCUACAAACGUAGAGGAGGGGAUGUUGUCACCUUGUAUCCCGUCUGAGCUAUGCGCUGCGCCGGGCAAGCAGAGUUGCGUGCCUUCCGCCAAGGGGUCGUCCGGCAUCUGCAAUGCCAGCGCUCCGCAGGGGGCGGCGCGGCCUGCUCCCGUUGCGGAGGGAAGCGCCGCAGCCGGCAACCCGAGCGGGUCCGGCGCGGGUCCGACGGUGGUCAGGAGGAAGCAGCUGUCUGGCGCACAAAAGCGGAAGAGGAAACGCGAAUUGCUGGCGAAGAACCGCGUGGAGCCUGCGUCGCUUUUCUCCUUUCUCUCCACGACCGUCACGUCACAAGCGAUAUACGAGGACUGGCAAGACCUCAACCGCGCGAUCAGAGAGGAGUCGGCGCGGUAUGAAGCGCGGACCGUGUUGGCGUCCGCCUCGCUUCUGCCAAGUCCGGCGGGGGGCAGCGGUGGGUGCUGCCCCUGCUGCACGCGGGCGGCGGCGCCCGCGGCGGUGGCGGGCAGCCACGACGAGGACGGAGGAGACAGGGCGAAGCGAACGCGCGUGGGGGAGCGAGGAGAGGCUCCGGAGCGCGAGCUGCAGGACGGCAAAAGGGUAUGCUGCUGCCGACACGGUGACGACGGCGAGAAGGGCCGCUCGUUUCACACAGAGAGAGGUCACGUGCCUUGCGCCGCGUGGGGGAGCAGCAGCGGCAGCAGCACGCGCAGCUGCUGCACGAGUAGCCGGGAGUCGGGGCGGGAAGACGAAGAAGAUUUCGAAGAGGACGAAGGGCAUCACCACACACACCCCUCCGCGGCGCACGCCUGCACUGCCGUCACGUCUGCUUGUCCACUCUCUCCUUGCUCCCGCGCGCUUCACCCGCCGUGGAGUCUGGGCGAUUCGAGCGGCAGCCGGAGGAGCACGAGCGGCAGCACCAACACGUGCGACGAGGCGUCCUGCGAAGUCUCCGAGCCCAAGACAGAGAAGGGCGACCAUCCCGGCUGGAAUCGGCGCGAGAGCACGACCACAGCGAACGGCGAGGUCGAGGAGGGGCAUGCCGCGAGCCACUUGCUCAGCGUCGUGGGCGCGGACCUUGAGGCUGAAGCAUUGCUGCCGUGUGGAAAGGGCUUCCGGGCCGCAGGAGAAAGCUGUUUGGCGCCGCAUGGAUCUCCUCUGCUGGCCUCGUGUGCAGCAACCAGCGCCUCGUCCCCGGCACACCACAGUUCCCUGAGUCGCUACCGGUCCGUCGACAGCGACGUGCCUGCGUGCAGUGCGGGGGAGCGAGGGAACUGCAGCCCACGGCACUGCAGCUGCCGGUCGAGCCUGAAAGAGGGGGGCGGCGGAGGAGGCUGUUGCUCGCCGCACUCGUUCCUGCUGUCCCCGGUGUCGGACGACGCGUCCAGCGUGACUUCGAUGGCGCCGACGUCGCCUCAGCGCGUCUCGCGGCAGCUCACAGCUUCGCUCUGCGCGGUGUCGCCUCACUCUUCGCCACGGCUCGUCUCGCGCUGCGUGUGCGCGCACGCCGCGAAGGACGAGAUCCCCCUCUCCGCUCAGCACGAGUUGGCCUCGCCUGUGUCUUCGUCGCCCAAGUCUGUCGCGGCUCCGUCGCCGUCGUGCACGGAGGAAGAGGACGAGUUCGCGGAUCUCGCCCUAUGGCCUGCGCAGAUCAGUGAAGAACUACGGUGGCGGCUGGUGAAGAGAGGCCCGGUUCAGCUCGUGCAUUACCCGUACCCGCGCGACAACACGCAGAGACGCUUCGGCCGGCAGCACUACUGGCGGACGCUGCCCUCUGGGGAAAAGCUGUGGCGGAGUUGGCUGGUGUAUUCCCGCACUCGCGAUGCGGUGUACUGUUUCUGUUGCAAGUUGUUUUCUCAGUUGUCCAAGAGCGUGGUCACCACGGGCUUCCGCAGAUGGAAAGGCAUUGCCGAGGUGCUGCGGAGCCACGAGCAGUCGAGGGACCACCGCAGCUGCAUGCUUCAGUGGAAGUGCCUCUGUCUGCGCCUGCACGCGGACGUCUCUCUUGGUGACCUCAAGCAGCUCUGUGUGACGACGCCGCCAGUGAAUGCAGUGGGCAAGCUCCUGAAGGGCGACGAGGAGGAGGAAGGCGACGGAGAGAGCAGCAGAGAACCGUUUACCGUCAAACACGGAAGGGACGAAGACGAUCUCCGGUGCAGAAGCGAGAGACGAGACGUCGACCUGUGGAGAAAGGACGAGGAUAGGAAAGUGAAGUGA
This is a messenger RNA of Besnoitia besnoiti, 2301 nucleotides long. RefSeq lists its product as uncharacterized. The record is from RefSeq and is a predicted model, not a curated record. The coding region runs from base 1 to 2301 and encodes 766 amino acids. The transcript has a single exon. Lineage: Eukaryota; Apicomplexa; Conoidasida; Eucoccidiorida; Sarcocystidae.